AUGGCGAGUAAGCGCUUGUCGGUGACCGCGGUGCAGUCCUGGGCAGAGGCCUUGUGGCAGCUUCGGCGGGCCGUGGACGGGUGGGAUGAGUGCCGGCAGCUGCUUUUGGAGGCGCCCCACCUGGUCGCCCAGCGCGGGCGUAGCGGGGCCACGGCGCUGGUGCAGGCGCUGCGGCAGGCGGCUCCGGUGGACCUGGUGGAGCUAAUGCUCAGCUCGCCGGAGGCAGCUCAGGCAGCCAAGGCGCGGGUGCGGCACCAAACCGCAGCAGAUGUGGCGGAGGAGCUCAAGCUGGGUGAAGACUUGGUGGCACGCUUGCGGAGACUUGAGAGGUCCGUGCCAGACAGCCCAGGGAAGCUCCGCUGCCCCAGUUGUGGCGACGAGGUGAUGAAGCGCAGCCAGCUCACAAGGCUCCGCGAACGCGUUGAGGCCGGCGAGGAGGAGAACUGCUUGGUAAGGGACUUUUUCGUGGAUUUGCCUGUCGAGAUCCUGGAAGAGCGUCUUGCGCUGCACCGAGCGGCCAACUGCCACAACUUCCGACAGGUGCCCGGUGGAACACGGAGGGCAACGCUGGGAGUUUCAGUCAGCUGGGUGCCAGUCACUUGGUGGCUUGGUGGGCAGAGCCCCAUCAACGAGGCUUCUAGGUGUGCAGGAAUUGUUGACCGUGGCAUGCGAAUGGACCACAACAUUGCUGUUCCCUGUUUUUGA
This is a messenger RNA of Durusdinium trenchii, 705 nucleotides long. The record is from the annotation of a GenBank genome assembly. Lineage: Eukaryota; Dinophyceae; Suessiales; Symbiodiniaceae.